Rhinolophus ferrumequinum (greater horseshoe bat) is the source of this 1612-nucleotide messenger RNA. RefSeq names its product Rho family GTPase 2 (gene RND2). Gene Ontology annotation, biological process: small GTPase-mediated signal transduction. Bases 96 to 794 code for a protein of 232 amino acids. Gene Ontology annotation, molecular function: GTP binding; GTPase activity. The record is from RefSeq and is a predicted model, not a curated record. NCBI's taxonomy places the organism in Eukaryota, Metazoa, Chordata, Mammalia, Chiroptera, Rhinolophidae. The transcript has 6 exons.
UCGGCGGCCCGAGCGGCUGCAGCUGCAGCGGCGGGGGAGGCUGCAGCGGGGCCCGGGAGGGGGACUGCGCGGGGGGCCGGCGCGUAGCCGGGACCAUGGAGGGGCAGAGUGGCCGCUGCAAGAUCGUGGUGGUGGGGGACGCGGAGUGCGGCAAGACAGCGCUGCUGCAGGUGUUCGCCAAGGACGCCUACCCUGGGAGUUACGUCCCUACCGUGUUUGAGAACUACACCGCGAGCUUUGAGAUAGACAAGCGCCGCAUUGAGCUCAACAUGUGGGACACUUCAGGUUCCUCUUACUAUGAUAACGUCAGGCCCCUGGCUUAUCCUGAUUCAGACGCUGUGCUCAUCUGCUUUGAUAUUAGUCGACCAGAAACACUGGACAGUGUCCUCAAGAAGUGGCAAGGGGAGACUCAGGAGUUUUGCCCCAAUGCCAAGGUUGUGCUGGUUGGCUGUAAACUGGACAUGCGGACUGACCUGGCCACCCUGAGGGAGCUGUCCAAGCAGAGGCUUAUCCCUGUUACUCAUGAGCAGGGCACUGUGCUGGCCAAGCAGGUGGGGGCUGUGUCCUAUGUGGAGUGCUCUUCCCGGUCCUCUGAGCGCAGCGUCAGGGAUGUUUUCCAUGUGGCCACAGUGGCCUCCCUUGGCCGCGGCCAUAGGCAGCUUCGCCGUACUGACUCACGCCGGGGACUGCAGCGAUCUGCUCAGCUGGCAGGACGGUCAGACCGGGGGAACGGGACCGAAGGCGAGAUACACAAAGAUCGAGCCAAGAGCUGCAACCUCAUGGCCCAGCCUUGAGAGGAAAGGAACUCCCCACCCACUCCUGGCUCAUCAGACACCCCUUUCCCUCCUCUCCUACAGGACCCUGUCCUGGUCCAUCUCAGCCUAUCUCCUCAAGGAUUCUGGAUCAGCUUCAAAGGCAUGGGGGCACCCCAUGCUCUCAAACUAAAAUCUGUUUAGAGGCUGACUUGGAGGCCCUCCUAAAGGACCCUAAGUCUUGGAUUGAGGAUGCUGGAAAGCGCUGGGCCUCCCGGGCCCAUCUCUCAGGCUGGUCCCAGAGGACUGACCCUUCCCCCGACAGGGACCUGCCAUACCCUUAACUUGGGCUUUGGGGCCUUGUGGCUUCUCUUUUCCACUUUGGACUUUGGUACAAAGCAGGCUCAAGACUGUAGCCGCCAAAUUGCAGUGUUUGUGCCCCUCUCUACUCCCAACCUCCCUCUCCUGCCACGCUCAGGGAAUGCAAACACAUUUCAAUAUCCGCCUAAAGCAAACAUAAUUAGGAAGAUAAAUCAGCUGGAGGAGCCCCCAAAGUUGAAUACAUUUCCAAUACCACUGACACCAGAUUUUGGUCCCCUCUGAAGGUCCUGGUUGUCAGAGGUUUUCUUUCCGGGGAGGGGGCUGUGCCUCUGGGCUGAGGAGCCCAAUAGUUGGGAGGAGGGAAGGGGGCUGUUCUAUGAUCCUCAAAGGCCUGGAGGGAGGGGGCUUAACCCCCACCCCCACCCUAGAUGCAGGAGUCAGACUUAGCUUCCUCCUCUGCAGCUGUUUCCCCCACAAAUUAGACACCCGUUUGGGAAACAAUGUAGCCUCGUUAAUCAUUUAAUGAAAUAAACAACUAA